CUUCAAAUGUCAUAUGCAAGAAUGUUGUGACAUUGUCAACAAAAACUACUUUUACUGAAGAAAUCAUAUAUUUAGCUCUUAUCAUUAUUUCCACUAUCCAACUCUAGUAAAUUAUUCUCAAAACGCAUAAAUGGAUGACGAAGAAGAAUUUUGGAAUAAAUCAAACAUACAAAGUUUCAGCUUCGAUGAAGAUGAGAAAGGCUUUGUGACUAAACACGAUCAGAAGCUGUUCGUGGAUGACAAUGUGUCCGAAAUUAGCUAUGAACUUCCAGCAAGUACAGAAGUCCCAUUGCGUCUCAUUAUAUCCGACAAUGACCUGCAACUAGUGCUAGAGGAGCAGUCAUUGAAAGAAACACCUCUACCAAAAAUAAUAUCAAUCGAAGAGGAGUUGAAAAUUCUACGACGUAGGGCACAUGCAGCGCCACCAGUUCCAUCGAUAAUCAGGAAAAUUCUAUUGAAGAAACCGUAUUCUUUUGAAUGUUUUCGAGCACUCCACGAAAAAGAGAGCCUAUUGAACGAAGCCAUUCGUUGUGGCAACGGUGAUGCAAUAUUAGCUGUAGUUCUGUUUUUGCAACGAUCAUUGAAAAAGAAACAUUUUUUUCAAAUUAUGCAGAGCCAUCCCGAGGCUGUGAAACACUUCAUCAAUUUUUUGAUGAUUCGAUGUCAAGUGGCCGAAGCAACAGAAUUUUUGACAAUGCUUGGAAAAUCGAAUGAAAAUAUUAUUUUGCAAUACGAGUCAAUGAUGAAACUUUGCAAGAGUCCAGAUGUGAAGAAACAAAAACUGAAUAAAAUCUAUAAUGAAUCUAUUGCGCAUCAAACGGGGUCAAUUUGUCCAUACUACGCAACGACUGUGACCAAUUAUAUAGCAUUACUCGAAUGGCAACUAAAAGAGAAAAUUAAUAACCCAAAAUUGAUCAAUAUUCUAGACGCUUCUCCAUUAGAAAGUUUAUAUGUGUCUUGCACAAAUCACAAAUGGAGUAGUGCAUCGUUAGAUUUAUCAAUAGCAAAUCAAUCAAAUCCGUAUUAUUUUGCCGACAUGUUCAAAAUAGCACAGUCCCAGUUUGACUGGAUAAUAUUGAAUGAACGUGCACAAAGUCAGGCAUGGUGCGAUUUAGACAAAAUUUUCGAGAAAAAAUCAUGGCAUUCCCUCAAAACCACGAAAUCCUUCUCAAUAAAUGUCCCCCUGGACCGUGUGAUUUUCCAGCUAAAUGCAUUUAAUGCGCCAGCAGAUGUUUUGAACAUAUUCUUGGCACAUAUCGACGACCCACACCGUCGGCUAGCCGUCGCUAAGCGAUGUCGAAAUGCGGGCAAAAGUAUAGUUGACUCACUAGUUGAGCUCAAAAACCGAGAUGAAUUAGAGCAAUAUAUAGGAACCCUAAACAUUCGAGAUAAUGUUCGCAUUCAUGCUGAAAACGCACUCAAAAAUCUGGUAAGUAUUUCUUUCAUUUCCUAUUUGCAAGUGCAACAUAAAACAAUUCUUUCUAUAUUUUGCAGCAAAAGUCUAAAUGGAAAGCUGAUGGUUUGAAAUUGUUGAAAAAUUAAAAAUUGAACAACGAAUAUUCACUAGAUGUUUUUAUUCAAUGAAAAUAACAUAGUACUAAAGCUAUACACAAUGAGCACAAAUGAAACGAAUUUCUUCUCUUUCAUUUUGAAUCGAAAAAAGUGACAUUUAGACGAGGGUAAGUCUUUGAAUAAUUAAUAACAAACCAACCCAUCGAACCAUUUAAAUAUUUAUGUCAUUCGUUAUUUUGUGAAGGGGCUGAAUGAAAGAAAAAUCAAUAAAUUUGGAAACAAGUACACGCGAAAAAUAAAAUUAUAUGCAAUAAAUGGCAAUAAGA
This is a messenger RNA of Sitodiplosis mosellana (orange wheat blossom midge), 1838 nucleotides long. RefSeq names its product vacuolar protein sorting-associated protein 16B (gene Vps16B). Gene Ontology annotation, biological process: intracellular protein transport; vacuolar transport. Gene Ontology annotation, cellular component: cytoplasm. NCBI's taxonomy places the organism in Eukaryota, Metazoa, Arthropoda, Insecta, Diptera, Cecidomyiidae. Bases 131 to 1525 code for a protein of 464 amino acids. The record is from RefSeq and is a predicted model, not a curated record. The transcript has 5 exons.